UCUUCUUUGGUGCAACUUGAUGAAGUUGUUUUUGGGGGGGGGGGGGGGUUGUUUUUUGUUUUUUUGGAGGUUGAGGAUGGAUAUUUCAUCUAUUUAGCCUGAUUGGUUGAUCCUGCCUGGUUUUUAACUCCAGAGAAGAGAUCUGAGGUUAGUUUCUGCUACUCUGUGGCUCUUCAUGAUGAACUACUGCAUACCGGACAUGUACGAGAUGCCCCACUCUGGGGUCGGGGGCUACGCCGUUCAGGGUGGCGGGGAGCAUUGCAUGUACCCCGGAGAGGGGGCCGGGUACGGACACUACGAGCCACAGCCUCUGCAUCACCCGCCCUGCAUGGAGCAGGCCUGGCCCACCGGCCAGCACUACUCCUGCUCCUACGCUGCCGGCCCUUCCUCCUUUAAGAACGAGUUCUGCAACAUGGAGGUCCCUCUCAGCCACUUCCACCAUCAGCCUGAGUAUUUUCCUGAGAUUAAACCUGAUUAUUCACAUCUGCAGUGGAUGCAAGGGGCCCACAGAAAAGGUUACAUACCGAGCUACCUGGACAAGGAUGAGCUGUGUGUAGUGUGCGGGGACAAAGCCACAGGCUACCACUACCGCUGCAUCACAUGCGAAGGCUGCAAGGGGUUCUUCAGGAGAACCAUUCAGAAGAACCUGAACCCGACCUACGCCUGCAAGUACGAGGGGAAGUGUGUCAUCGACAAGGUGACCAGGAACCAGUGCCAAGAAUGUCGCUUCAAGAAGUGCAUAGCAGUAGGAAUGGCAACAGACUUGGUUCUGGACGACAGCAAGAGGCUGGCCAAGCGGAAGCUGAUCGAGGAGAACCGGGAGCGCCGGCGGAGGGAGGAGCUGCAGAAGACGGCGUGGGACCGACUGGAGCCCACCCAGGAGGAGUGGGAGCUCAUCCGCCUGGUGACGGAGGCCCACAUGUCCACCAAUGCUCAGGGCAACCACUGGAAGCAGAAGAGGAAAUUCCUGGUCGAGGAAGCAAUGCUUCUUAAUGAAAUAACAUGUAAUUUAUUCUAUACUUCUGACCAGAGUGCAGCAGGGGUGAAGGAUACUAAGCCUGAGGAUUGUGGUCAAGCCUCCAUGGUCAAUGCAGCUGAGGAAAACAAAGUGGAUAUUGAAGCCUUCAGUCAGUUUACAAAAAUUAUCACCCCUGCCAUAACCCGAGUGGUGGACUUUGCCAAAAAACUGCCAAUGUUCUGUGAGCUGCCUUGUGAAGACCAGAUCAUCCUGCUGAAGGGUUGCUGCAUGGAGAUCAUGUCGCUGCGAGCGGCCGUACGCUACGACCCGGACAGCGAAACCCUCACGCUCAACGGGGAAAUGGCAGUAACUCGAGGUCAGCUGAAGAACGGAGGUCUGGGCGUGGUGUCGGACGCCAUCUUUGAUCUGGGCGUGUCGUUGGCCUCCUUCAACCUGGAUGACUCUGAGGUGGCUCUCCUGCAGGCUGUAAUCCUUCUCUCAUCCGAUCGUCCAGGCCUGACCAGCGUGGAGCGAAUCGAGCGCUGCCAAGAAGAGUUCCUGCUGGCCUUCGAACAUUACAUCAACUACCGCAAGCACAAGGUGGCGCACUUCUGGCCCAAGCUGCUGAUGAAGGUGACAGACCUGCGCAUGAUCGGCGCCUGCCAUGCCAGCCGCUUCCUCCACAUGAAAGUGGAGUGUCCCACCGAGCUGUUCCCUCCGCUCUUCCUGGAGGUCUUUGAGGACUGACUGACGGACGGCAGCGUAUGAGUGUGUUUGGACUGUGUGUACAUGCGUUGUCCAAAGCCUGGGCACCCUGCUGGUACCAGCGGUACCAGCCGGAGGCCCAUCUCCCCGAACUCUCUGAUAGCACUACUGAGUGUCACUUCAUUCCAUAGUUUAGGACUAGCUCCCUGGUCUAGUUUUGGAUGAAAUCAUUCCUCACAUUGCGGGUACAUGUGAAUAGCCUUUUUUUUUUUUUCUUGGUUUGUCGUUAUUUUUGUGCGUAUAACCUCUCACCUAGUUUUUUUUUUUCUUUCUUGAUAAUUGUUCAGUUGGCAUAACGGUGAUUUUAUUAACAGCUGUUUGACCAUUAGAAACUAUGGAGUUAUUGUCUUUUUUUUUUUUCCUUCAUGUUCUACAGAAACUCAGUGAAAGUUGACCUGAUGCAGAAAAUCAGAGCAGCUCUGAUGGUUCUCCCUUUGGUUUCUGGUUCAUUCACUUUGUCCUGAGGAAUCACACUGUCUCCUGACUCACUCUAAAAGUCAGCUGCUCAUAUCAAAUGAAGCUGCAUUCAGAAGCUCUCGGAAAAAUCUGAAUUUUGAAAGCAGGCAGCCUCUGCAUGGCUGGGAAUGUGCUACACAACCCCCACUGUUCUGCUGCACGCUGCUAAGCAGCUGGCUGAAAGAAGCCUACUACAUUAUUUUCACACUUACUAGAAAAAACAAAUGAAACACAAUAAAGUAGCUGGUAAACAUGCAUGAAGUCAUCAAAUCAGCUCCUGCUGUUAUUCUAUAAUAAGCAGAACCAAAUGUUCUGUUCUGCACAAUUAGCAACUCAUACAUUUUGUCUACUUUUUAUUUAAAGUCACAAUCUAAAUAAAAACAAACAUCAUCGUAAUAUACCAGAUUACUUUUGCAACGGUAGGAAAUAUUUUUGCUACAAUAUUUUAAAUGAAAAUAGUUUUUUGUUCGUUUUAAUCACCUGAAAUGUUUCUCCAGCUGAUCUUACUGGAGGGAUUUCACACUGUAUCCUCAGAUGAGGCUCCAUGCAGUGAGAAAAGGUAAACAAUGUGCAGCAUAACUUAGAACAGAAUGUAUAAAGCAUGAUUGUUUUUUUACUUUGGUUAGAUUUUUGAAGAGCUAUAUUUUUGUAACACAGAAGUACUCUAACUAGACGCUGAAAACACUUUGUGACAAUCUUUAACAGCUGGGAAAAUGAUUCAAACUAAGGUGCUAGCUCUCUAUUUCAGGGAAGAUACUGAGAGCUCAUAACUUCCUAGCUGAUCCCCACAGCAAAAAAUGCAAAAUUAGAGUUUUUAAAUUUUGUUGCAAAAAUUAGAUUCACCCCAGAAGUCAGACUAAAUU
Poecilia latipinna (sailfin molly) is the source of this 3042-nucleotide messenger RNA. It is a transcript of the gene thrb, whose product is annotated as thyroid hormone receptor beta. Bases 176 to 1705 code for a protein of 509 amino acids. NCBI's taxonomy places the organism in Eukaryota, Metazoa, Chordata, Actinopteri, Cyprinodontiformes, Poeciliidae. The transcript is spliced from 8 exons. Gene Ontology annotation, cellular component: RNA polymerase II transcription regulator complex. Gene Ontology annotation, molecular function: nuclear receptor activity; zinc ion binding; RNA polymerase II cis-regulatory region sequence-specific DNA binding. Gene Ontology annotation, biological process: negative regulation of transcription by RNA polymerase II; positive regulation of transcription by RNA polymerase II; thyroid hormone receptor signaling pathway. The record is from RefSeq and is a predicted model, not a curated record.